CUUAACGUUGCCCCGUAACAGGAAAAAAAAGUUCACCGGGCAAGCAUGACGGAGGACAAGCAAAGCGCAGGUCCGUCCGCGUCAGCUACAGAGCCCCUAGUGCCAGACGUCCACAAGAAGAUUAAAGCAGCGUUUACAGCGUUUGACUAUGAGUCUAACAACAAAGUGGAUGUCAGGGAGAUUGGCACCAUCAUCUAUUCCCUGGGGUGCUUCCCCACUCAGGCAGACCUUCAUGACAUAAUAGCUGAGGUUGAGGAGGACCACACUGGAUUCAUCCCUGUGGACAAGUUCCUCCCAGUCAUGACCAAAGUGCUGCUGGAGCACAAGUUCCCUCCCAUCCCAGAGGACCUGCUGCUUCAGGCCUUUGAGGUUCUGGACAAAGAAAAUAAAGGGUACCUGGAGCUUGAGGAGCUGACAAAGUACAUGACGCAGGAAGGUGAGCUCUUCACUCAGGAGGAGAAGGAUGAGAUGCUGACGGCACUCGCUGACCAUGAGAAGAACCUCGUCUAUUACAAAGACUUGAUCAGCCAGUUGACCGUUGACCCUGACAUCUAGGCAAUGUCACAGUGUGUCUGCAUAACUGUUGAGAAGUCUGUGUGUGUUUGGCGUUUGUGUUCAUGUCUGCAGGUUAUUAAUGCAGGCUAGUAGUUCUAAUAUGGUAUAAUAAAUAAAUAAAUGUUCGUAUCUCAAUCUUGACCUUGUGUUUACAGAAUUGUCUUUCAGUUCAGAUUAAAUACUAUAAGUGCUCAAACU
Anarrhichthys ocellatus (wolf-eel) is the source of this 753-nucleotide messenger RNA. RefSeq names its product dynein regulatory complex subunit 8 (gene drc8). NCBI's taxonomy places the organism in Eukaryota, Metazoa, Chordata, Actinopteri, Perciformes, Anarhichadidae. The record is from RefSeq and is a predicted model, not a curated record. Bases 46 to 555 code for a protein of 169 amino acids. The transcript has 7 exons. Gene Ontology annotation, molecular function: calcium ion binding.